AACUUACGGCAGAGUCAAUUCUUGAACACUCAACCGGGAGCAUCAGACAGUAACCACACGUAUACAUGUAUAGUGUAAUGCGCCCUGCUUUGACGCAAUCACAUUUGCCACCCACAAGAAACUCGGAAAGUUGUGGUUCGGUGGAACACUGCAUGAUCUCCUCAGCAGGGAUGUAAUAAGGCGCCAGUUGACUGAGCAGAUUGACAUGAAGCGCCCCCUCCCCCUGAUGACGCCAUCUUCAGAUUGACGUGUUGACUUGAAGAUUCCACUUUGUGCUAGACGAAUUUAUAGUGGUAUUUAUUCCAUUAUAUUCCUUCUUUCACAUGUGGUCCAUCUUAUGUAAGGCUAUCUGAUGUAAGCCUACACUCAGGUAUUCGGCCACACUUACGCCUUUGUCACACGGUGCCGUCUGGCAUGCCGAUGGUGUCACGACCAUAGAGAUUGGCAAAACUGGACGAGGACUGGACGGCAACUGCUCUGAACGGGGAGCUCGUGCUGGGGACUUGUGGGGACUGCAUAAUAGGUCGUGAUAGACACUGGAAGGUCCUGCCAGAAUGGUUAAGUGCCCAACUGUUUUCAACAUGUUCAAAACAAAAAGGGGACACUCUCCCGUCCAAUUCACAACGGGGUAAGGACGCUGCAAUUCGGUCGGGCGUGGAUCGAACGGCCUGGACGUGGGACAGCCACGAAAGCAGUCCAGAGCAACGUUGUGAGUACUGCAUGCGCGGAGCUGCAUUAGGACUGUCUUUUAAUCACGAGUCUUCUUAGUCUAAGCCGUGCUUACAAAGGGCCUACCCAGAACUCCGCCCGUUGCGAGCACGGGAUAAGAGCGUGAUAGACUUGACGCCACCGGCUAAUUGGACGGGACGAAGACGAAGACGGGUGCGGACGGUUCGUGAACCACUUUUGUCUCGAAUAGAACUGCCUGAGAACGGCUUGGACGAGACGAGGACCGUACAAGGACGGGACACGUACGGAUUUAUGGUCUGAGAUCUAAGAAAAACGACUCCAAGAGUCGGGACACCAGACAAGAUGGCGGACUCUCAAAGCCACAGGACGGUAGGCCGCACCCGCAAAUUAGCACCCUCACAGAGACGGCACUCCUGUGAGAUUUGCGGCAAGUCUGUGAAGAAUAGAGCCAGCCUAGUAAUCCAUCUGCGCACUCACACCAAGGAGAGGCCGUUCGCCUGCGACGUCUGCGGGAAAGCCUUCAUGGAGAAGGGCCACGUCCGGCGCCACAAGCGGAUCCACACCAACUACAAGCCGUACGUCUGCGACAUCUGCGGAAAGUCGUUCAACCAGAACACGAAUCUUCGUCAACACCUACUGACCCACACUGACGAUAAGCAAUUCCGGUGCGACUACUGCGGACAAUCUUUCACGUUCAAGGCCAACCUCCAGGUGCAUCUGAGAACACACACCAACGAGAAACCGUACACCUGUGACGUGUGUGGCAAGUCGGUUGCGGUCAAGAGCGAUCUUGACAAACAUCUACGAACCCACACGAAAGAAAGGCCGUACCGUUGCGACAUUUGCGGCAGAUGUUUCGGACGGCUGUUCACCCUUACCCAACACGAGCGGCGGAUUCACGCGGAGAUGUAGCUCCUGACACCAACCAUGUCGGUGUAGCGUGAAUAUCCGACUCCGUGAAAAGUGCACUCAUUGGUAGUGUUGCGCAUGCGUAAGAACGAGAAUAUGCUAUUUUUAGGAUCACAUACAGGAUAGUGACCUGUCAUGUGCGAUGGAUUAACCAAUAUUAUAGGGAAAAGGGUCCGAUUUUCAUAGGAGUCGGAUUUUCAUAUGACACCGGCAAUACAUGUAGAGCCUGAAAGUGCGCCAUUUUGUCUUGAAGCGUCCGGACCGCGAAAUAUUUUCCCAAAGGAGAUCGGACAAUAUAAGAAGAGGGCGCUCUCUCUCUGCGUUAUGAUGCAUAUUCAGGGAUACAAGUAUAACAGGAAUAAUGGUAUUUACUGGUUGUAAGUAUAGUCCCGACUUCUAAUCAGGCGAUCAUAGUAUGAAUCAUAGUUUUAAAGGUCCAUGAUUAUAAUUUUAAUCAUCACAGAACAGAAAAAAGUUUUCAUUCAUUCAAGUGAUUAUAAGACUUUUAAAACAACUAUUUGUAUUUUUAAAUUUACAACAUUUCCCUUGUAAUAUUUAUUUGUCAUGUACAUUCUUCAUGGUAUUUGAAGUACAAUGUAUACAGAUUAUUUUAGAGACAUUUUACAUCAACUUUUAAUCUGUAUAAGUAGGUUGCACUUGUUUAAAAUUGUAAACAUUUGUACAUGUGUAUUUAGUUCACUUGUUAUCAUUACUUUUACUGUUUUAGCCUGAUAAGAAGCUGUCCAAUUUUGUUAAAAAAAUACUUGAAACAUGUUCUUAACUCUCCAUAGACUUGUGCACAACCGAUGAAGUGGUGUCUGGAUACUACAUUCUUUCCUAUUUUUUUUUUUUUUAUCAAACUGACGUCAGACGUUCGUAUACGUACGCUAAAUGAAGAAUCCAGGUUGAAGGUCAUUCUGGAUAAAACGCCGGCUUUUUUAACUAAAUGCUAUACCAACGGAAAUUAAUAAAGCAUUUUGCGUCACUUGCAACAUUUUU
This is a messenger RNA of Patiria miniata (bat star), 2598 nucleotides long. Its product is annotated as gastrula zinc finger protein XlCGF71.1-like. The record is from RefSeq and is a predicted model, not a curated record. The transcript has 2 exons. NCBI's taxonomy places the organism in Eukaryota, Metazoa, Echinodermata, Asteroidea, Valvatida, Asterinidae. Bases 1033 to 1602 code for a protein of 189 amino acids. Gene Ontology annotation, cellular component: nucleus.